Molecule: messenger RNA, 616 nt
Organism: Tricharina praecox
Lineage: Eukaryota; Fungi; Ascomycota; Pezizomycetes; Pezizales; Pyronemataceae
Product: HotDog domain-containing protein
Exons: 5
Coding region: 129-593 (154 amino acids)
Molecular function (GO): fatty acyl-CoA hydrolase activity
Source: RefSeq, a predicted model, not a curated record
AGUCGAGGCGAAGCAGCUACAAGUGAGCUUACCGCCUUCCCACAUCUCCCCGUACUCCGCGAACCCCCCCACGCCAAUUCCACGCUAAUUCCGCGGCGCGCGGGUACAAGGACCUGGUGGACUACCGCAUGAUGCAGGAUUUGAAGCUGAUCGAUGCUCGCCCGGAGGGCCGCGCUGUUUGGGAGAUUACGAUUCCCAGGUAUUUGUGUAAUCUUAACGGUUCGCUUCAUGGUGGUGGCGCGGCUUUGUUGCUGGAUAUGUGCACAAUGUCGGCUCUCGGCCCGCUCGCAAGCGACAAGCGCUGGGUCUUCCUCGGUGGCGUAACGCGCUCCCUCUCUCUCUCAUACCUCCGGGACUGCGCAGAAGGGACUCCGGUAAUCGUGGACUCCUAUGUCCUGCAAGCCGGGCGGACGAUGGCGCUGAUCCGGGGCGAGAUCAAGAGUCCGGACGGGAAGAUUUUCUAUACCGUCGCCGACCACCAUAAGGUCAACUUAGGCCCCCAGCUCGCCAUGCUGGAGUUCGAGCCCGAACCGAAGGGUGGGUUGGAGCCGAAUACGCAUUUUGUGCUCGGCGGGGGGAAGGCGAUGUUGUAGAUGGGGUGCGAGGGGGGAGGAGG